AUGUCCGACGAUGAGGACUUCAUGCAGGAGUCGGAUGAGGAGCAGUACGAUUUCGAGUACGAAGAAGACGAGGAUGAGGACUCGGGCGAUGUCGAUAUCGAGAAUAAAUACUAUAAUGCGAAGCAACUUAAACUCAGCAGCCCGGAAGAGGCUGUGGACGAGUUCAUUGCGAUCCCCCAACUGGAGCCUGAAAAAGGUGAAUGGGGAUUCAAAGGCCUGAAGCAAGCAAUCAAGCUGGAAUUCAAACUUGGUAGAUACUCCGAGGCGGCGAACCAUUUCGAAGAGCUCCUCACCUACGUCAAGUCGGCUGUAACACGAAAUUAUUCGGAAAAGUCGAUAAACAAUAUGCUAGACUAUAUUGAAAAGGGCGCCGAUGGAAACGAUGCCGUCCAGAGCAUGGAGAAAUUCUACUCAUUGACACUCCAGAGCUUCCAGAGCACCAACAACGAACGGCUGUGGCUCAAAACCAAUAUCAAGCUUGUGAAGUUACUACUCGAUCGCAAAGAAUACGCAACCGUCUCCAAAAAGCUUCGAGACUUGCACAAAGCCUGUCAAAGGGAGGAUGGGACAGAUGAUCCGAGCAAAGGAACAUACUCGCUGGAAAUUUACGCCCUAGAAAUUCAGAUGCUCGCCGAGACCAAAAACAACAAGCAGCUCAAGGCGCUAUAUCAGCGCGCUCUUAAGGUCAAGUCCGCCGUGCCGCAUCCGAGAAUAAUGGGCAUUAUCCGAGAAUGUGGUGGUAAAAUGCACAUGAGCGAGGAGAACUGGAAGGAGGCCCAGGGUGACUUUUUCGAAUCCUUCCGCAACUACGACGAAGCAGGCUCGCUUCAGCGCAUACAGGUCCUCAAAUACCUCUUGCUCACUACGAUGCUGAUGAAGUCGGACAUCAACCCGUUCGACUCGCAAGAGACCAAGCCCUACAAGUCGGAUCCCCGCAUCUCAGCCAUGACGGAGCUGGUGGAUUCUUAUCAGCGGGACGACGUGCACGCCUACGAAAAGGUGCUGCAAAAGAACCAGGAUAUUCUUGCUGACCCAUUCAUUGCCGAGAAUAUUGACGAGGUCACGCGCAAUAUGCGCACCAAGGGCGUUUUGAAGCUCAUUGCCCCGUACACGCGGAUGAAGCUUGAGUGGAUCGCCAAGCAGCUCAAGAUUUCACAGCCCGAGGUCCAGGAUAUUCUCGGCUUCCUCAUUGUCGACGGCAAAAUUAGCGGCCAUAUUGACCAGCGCGACGGCAUCCUCGAGAUGGAAUCGGUCGCUGACGCGGAGCGCGUCAGAGCCAUGAGCCAGCUGGCCAAGUCCAUCUCUGAUCUCUUUGGCGCCGUGUUCCACGAUGGAGACGGCUUCCGGAGCAGUGAUCAGGGGGGCAUGGUAGACGGGCCCGCGUAUGACGGAGAGACGAUUAGGAUGGGCACCAGGAGCCACAGCCGAAGGAGCAAGACGAGCUCGCAAGCGUGGAUGUGA
Messenger RNA from Beauveria bassiana ARSEF 2860, 1461 nucleotides. Its product is annotated as PCI domain-containing protein. Gene Ontology annotation, biological process: protein deneddylation. Gene Ontology annotation, cellular component: COP9 signalosome. The coding region runs from base 1 to 1461 and encodes 486 amino acids. The transcript is spliced from 3 exons. The record is from RefSeq and is a predicted model, not a curated record. Lineage: Eukaryota; Fungi; Ascomycota; Sordariomycetes; Hypocreales; Cordycipitaceae.